GCAUCAAUAACCACCGACAAUAGUCAUCGCCGAUGAAUUACGAUGUAUGAAAACCAGGCUUUAAGAUUUUAAAAUAGGAUUUUUUUGUCCCUCUUCUUGUUAUGAAUUUGCGCAGUGAAAGGAAAAGGAACGUGAUUGGUUAGCUGUGCGAGUAUCUGAUUGGUGCAAUUCGUUUCGUUAAACAAAAGUUGGUGUAGUAACACUGAUCUAUAAUAUGGUGAUGGUCAAUCCAGCCAAUCCAUAUCUCCAUAUUUUUAUUAGGCAUAGAGUUGUGAAAAACAAAACCCUUACAGGAACAAAUGUUAAUCUAACGAAACUCCGUCCUCAAACUAAAUUCUUUCCUAUAUCUUGCACUCGACUGAAAGUCAAUUUAAAUACAACACGGAAGUCUACCGGAAAUACGAAUGCCUAAGAUGUAAACGAAACUCGUAGGUUUUCCAGGAACCUCUUGAGCAGUACAACACUAGCUACUGAAGCGAUUUAUUGUGCUGUGUUUUCGCUUCAAGGCAAGCAGGCCUUGAAAUAUAUCAUAGACUGGUAUCAUGGCAGGGAUUGAACAGCAGAAUUUGGAUCCGAAGCGGACAGUCGCUGUACUAAACGUCCCUCCUAAUCUGAGGAAAAGUGAAUUGACGAUUCACUUUCAGAAAUCAAAAUAUGGCGGUGGAGAUGUCAACGAUGUUGUGGUAGACGGAAAUAUCGCGUUUGUAACGUUUGAUUCAGCUAAAGAUGCAACAGGCGUCCUUAAUCAUCCUGAACAAACUAUCGAUGACAACAAGGUUCAAAUUCAGAAAUAUAAAACAUGGUUGGCAGAGAAGAAACAGGAGAAAAGGGUGGCAGACAAGAAAAACGACAAUCGCAAAGUGGAUGAAGAAAAUGGGGUUAAAACAAUUUACGUAAGUGGAAUCAAAGAAACUACAACAGAAGACUUAAUUUGUUUGUUCUUUGAAAACAAAAGAAGAACUGGUGGAGGUGAACUAUGUGAAGGCAAUCAAGGAUACAAGAGAAUCUCCCCAACUGUGGCUCGUUUGACGUUUCUUCGCUCCAAAGCUGUGCAAAAUAUUCUCCGUGCGGCAAACGAAAAGCCAUUUAUACUGGACAACAAUCCGUUAACAGUGACCACAAAACUGGAACCAACACACGACAAAAGUAUUUUGCUUGUAAAGAACCUUAGUCUGUCGACGAGCAAGGAAACACUUAGAGACUUCGUGGAAACAAAGAAAAAUACUGAUGUCUUGAACGUUGUCCCUGGAAAACAUGGCAAAGCUAUUGUGAUACUAGAAAGUGAAAUAGAUGAGGAUUCUUCAGAUGAUGAUUGCUCCAACAGUGAAGAUCCUUCCAAUAGCUUCGAAUUAGAAGAGUCUAUUAUUUCCCUUGAAUUUGCUCCUCUAACUAAAAGUAUACGAGUCAGCAAUAUUCCCGAAGAAACAACGUCAGAUUCGAUCAAAUACAAAUUUUCAAACCCCAAAAUCGGUGGUGGCACAGUGACGGACAUUACGCUAGAUGAAAACAAUGGCGUUGCAAAUGUUUACUUUAAGGAAUCGUCAGUUGUGUCUGCUCUUGUGAAAAAGUCACAUAAAAUUAACGACGUUUCUUUAACCGUUAUUCCCUACUACGACGAGUUUGAAGAACUACAAAAAGCUAAAGAAGUAAAAAAGUCCGAGUUCUUUGGUGAAUAUCACGUUGAACCUCUUGUCAUGGACUAUAUUUUCAACCACCAGGAAUUUGAAAGAAUGAAGUUCAACUGCAAGUCGAUGAAAUAUGAUCAAGAGAAAUCAACUUUUCAUUUUAUCAAAGAUUCUGACGAUCUUAAAACAGAGUUUCGAAACAACUUAGAAGAGUUUUUACACUCGUUUGUCAAAGAAGAAGUGGGAAUCCCCAAAAAUGUUUUCAAGAAAGUCAAGGAAACGAUUGAAAGCAAACGCGAUGAAUUUGUCGCUGACGAGGUUGAUUUUAUCUUCGAUAAAUCAAAUGUUACAUUCGUUGGAAAGAAACAGGACAUUGCAGAAAAGAAAGAAUUCGUUGAAGCGAUGAUCGAUCAGUUCACAGAAGAUGCAAAUGUUGAAACUGCAGAGAUGGUAGUCGAAGAAAAAAAUAAAUUAAAGUUUUUGAAUUUUAUUGGUUAUUUUGAGCAACUUAAAACAGACUUUCCUGGAUUUACAAUCCAUGGAACAGACAGCCCAUCUGGAAAAUUAUCGCUUGUAGGAAGAGCAGAGAUAAUGAAGGAUAUCCAAUUAAGAAUCCUUCAAGAUUUAAUGAAGAUUUCAGUGGUCGAAGUGUCGUUGAGUGAUCGUCAGAUUGGUUUCUUGAAGUGGACGGACUGUCAGAUUGUUAAUGAUGAGUUGAUUAAAUGUGAAGCUAUGUUGUUGUUGAUUAACGAAGCGAAGAUAUUUUGUUGGAAGAAAGAUAAUAAGGAGAAAAAGCUUUCUGACAUCGUGCAUUUAAAAGCAACAGAGAAAUGUGUUCAAGUCGACGAGGAGACCGCAAAGGUUCUGGCAAAGUCAGGAAAACUACACGAAUUGAAGAAAGAAAUGUUUGAUAAACAGUGGGUGCUGAUAGAUCAAGAGCUCAAUAAUCCUUGCAACAUUUGGAUAGUCUGUGAAAAUUCUAAAAUGAUGAACGCCGAACAAGAGGUAACAAGUGUAACUGACGAAAAGAAAAUCUCCAGGGAAACAUUUAAACCUAUGGAUCGAAUGAAAGUUCGUUUCCUGUAUGAGCAUUGCUUUCCUGAGAUUAAACAGAAAGAGAGAAGUUUAGAAAAAGAAGGCGUUGUUGUUACAAAAACCAACUCUGAUUCGCUCGAAGUAACAGGAACUUCUGCGGGUAGAAAAGAAAUGAUACUGUUUCUCGAUAUACUGGCCGGAGAUGUUUAUUUCAAAGCCCAGCCUCUAAACGAACCAGGCAUGAAAAGACAAAUGAGUUCAAAAGCAGAAGAUGCAAUUAUCUGUGGAGUUGGGAAGGACUACAAAUGCGGUGUUAUUGAUCAAGCAAGGCGACCAGAAAAAGCCCUCAAAACGCAUGAAUCCCCUGUGGUAGCAGACUGGAUGGUCGCAGCGAAUAGCGAAGCAACAGCAGUGAACUUGCCCUAUCGUUCCAUGCCAUCCGUAGAUAAUAAAGAAAGGAUGGUCUCCAGACAAGGAAUAUCGAAACAAAUAAAGACAGAAGACGAUAGUUGCAAAGUAGAUGGAGUUAAAACUAUUUACGUGGGUGGAAUUAAAGAAACAACUACAAGAGACUCCGUAUGCUUGUUCUUUGAAAACAAAAGAAGAACUGGUGGAGGGGAAUUAUGUGAAGGCAAUCAAGGAUACAAGAGAAUUUCCCCAACUGUGGCUCGUUUGACGUUUCUUUCCUCUAAAGUUGUCAAAGAGAUUCUGCGAAAAUCAAACCAAAUGCGAUUUAUGCUGGACGGCAAUCUGUUGAGAGUGACGACGGAGUUUGAACCAACACACGACAGAAGUAUUUUGCUCGUAAAAAACCUCAAUCCAUCGACCACCAAGGAAACACUCAAAGACUGCGUGGAGACCAUGAAAAAUGCCGAUGUCUUCAACGUUAUUCUUGGAGAGGAUGGCAAAGCUAUCGUGAUACUUAAAAGUGAAAUAGGUGACGAUUCUUCACAAGAUGAAACCUCUUCAAACAGUGAAAAUCUAACCAAGUUAGACGGAUCUGAAAUUUCUCUGGAAUUUGCUCCUUUCACUAAAGGCAUACGAGUCAACAAUAUCCCCCAAAAAACAACGUCAGAUUCGAUCAAAUUCAAAUUUUCAAACCCGAACAUCGGUGGUGGCACAGUGACAGACAUUAUGCUAGACAGGAACAAUGGUGUCGCUAACGUUUACUUCGAACAAAAUUCAGUUGUUUCUGCUCUUGUGAAAAAGUCACAUAAAAUUAGCGACGUUUCUUUAACCGUGAUUCCGUACUACGACGAGUUUGAAGAACUACAAAAAGCUAAAGAAGUAAAAAAGUCCGAGUUCUCUGGUGAUUAUCAUGUUGAACCUCUUGUCAUGGACUAUAUUUUCAACCACCAGGAAUCUGAAAGAAUAAAGUUCAACUUCAAGUCGAUGAAAUAUGAUCAAGCGAAGUCAACUUUACAUUUUACGAAAGAUUUUGAUGAUCCUAAGCUGGCGACAGAAUUUCAAAAUAAAUUGAAAGAGUUUUUACAUUUGUUUUCCAAAGAGGAAGUGAAAAUUCCGAAAAAUAUUUUAAACAAAGUCAAGGAAACGAUUGAAAGCAAACGCGAUGAAUUUGACGCUGACGAGGUUGAUUUUAUCUUUGAUAAAUCAAAUGUUUCAUUCGUUGGAAAGAAACAGGACAUUGCAGAAAAUAAGCAAUUCGUUGAAGCGAUGAUCGAUCAGUUCACAGAAGAUGCAAAUGUUGAAACUGCAGAGAUGGUAGUCGAAGAAAAAUAUAAAUUAAAGUUUUUGAAUUUCAUUGGUUAUUUUGAGCAACUUAAAACAGACUUUUCUGGAUUUACAAUCCAUGGAACAGACAGCCCAUCUGGAAAAUUAUCGCUUGUAGGAAGAGCGGAGAAAUUGAAGGAUAUCCAAUUAAGAAUCCUUCAAGAUUUAAUGAAGAUUUCAGUGAUCGAAGUGUCGUUGAGUGAUCGUCAGAUUGGUUUCUUGAAGUGGACGGAUUGUCAGAUUGUUAAUGAUGAGUUACUUAAAGAUGACGCCAUGUUGUUGUUGACUGAUGUCAAAGGCAAGGUCGGGGCUAAGGGCCUACAAGCGAAGAUAUUUUGUUGGAAGAAAGAUAAUAAGGAGAAAAAGCUUUCUGACAUCGUGCAUUUAAAAACAACAGAGAAAUGUGUUAAAAUCGACGAGGAGACCGCAAAGGUUCUGGCAAAGUCAGGAAAACUACAAGAAUUGAAGAGAGAAAUGUUUGAAAAACAGGAGGUGCUGAUAGAGCAGGAGAUCAAUAAUCCUUGCAACAUUUGGAUAAUCUGUGAAAAUUCUAAGAUGACCAACGCUGAACAAGAGCUAGCAAGUGUAACUGAUCAAAAGAAAAUCUCCAGGGAAACGUUUGAGCCUAUGGAUCGAAUGAAACGUCGUCGGGUUAAGAAAACGUAGAUAUAAUAAUAGUCCGUGUGUUAUAAAUCUACGCAACAAACGACUACGUACAACUGAUAACUUCCAUCGUCUCAUCGUACUUCCAUUGGGACUUAGUCCCAUCACAUGCUAUAAAUGCAUAUUGACGUGAUGACGUGCACAUGGUCACAACAAAAAUCAAGACAGUU
Messenger RNA from Dendronephthya gigantea, 5224 nucleotides. RefSeq lists its product as uncharacterized. The transcript is spliced from 13 exons. Bases 543 to 5057 code for a protein of 1504 amino acids. Lineage: Eukaryota; Metazoa; Cnidaria; Anthozoa; Malacalcyonacea; Nephtheidae. Gene Ontology annotation, molecular function: RNA binding. The record is from RefSeq and is a predicted model, not a curated record.